Molecule: messenger RNA, 1142 nt
Organism: Humulus lupulus (European hop)
Lineage: Eukaryota; Viridiplantae; Streptophyta; Magnoliopsida; Rosales; Cannabaceae
Product: rho GDP-dissociation inhibitor 1-like
Exons: 5
Coding region: 196-987 (263 amino acids)
Biological process (GO): Rho protein signal transduction
Cellular component (GO): cytosol; cytoplasm; membrane
Molecular function (GO): Rho GDP-dissociation inhibitor activity; protein binding
Source: RefSeq, a predicted model, not a curated record
UCUUCAAUCUUCCAAAAUCUUCCAAGCUUCAACCACAAUUCUUCUCAACCAGUACCAGUACUGUUAAACUUUUAUCUUUCUCCAACAGGAGAAUAUAUAUAACCCAACCCACUGAGUUAUAGAAUUUGAACAUAAUCUCAAUCAUCUUUUUCUUCUUCAUCUCAAAAGUUUUAUACAUCUUUUUUGUCAAGAAAAAUGUCUGCUGUAUUACGAGCCAUUUCUGCAGCCAAGGAUUUGGCCUUCAAUCCGAGCCAGAAGGAGGAAGAAGAGAUGAAGGGUCAGAAAAAAGACAUCAGCACCAAAUGUAGCGAGCUACUUCAUCAUCAUCAUCAGAAGCAUCAGCUACCCAAAAAUGAGUUUGAGCAUGAAGAAAACGACAAUGAAACUGAUGAGGAGGAGAUUGAAGAAGAUGGUGAUCUAACCAAGCUCGAAUCUGAGAAAGAGUUAAAUCCUGGUCCUCUGUUUUCUCUCAAGGACCAACUUGAGAAAGAUAAAGAUGAUGAAAGUUUGAGGAAAUGGAAGGAACAACUUCUUGGGAGAGUUGAUCUCUCUGCUGUUGGAGAGAGCAAAGAGCCAGAAGUGAAGAUAAUAAGCCUGACAAUUCAACGACAGGGUCGGCCAGAUCUUGUGUUGCCAAUUCCAUUCACUAAUAACUCCAAGAAAAGUCUCUUCACUCUCAAGCAAGGCAACCUUUACCGUCUCAAAUUCACUUUUACUGUCUCUAACAACAUUGUUUCAGGCCUCAAGUACACUAACUGCGUUUGGAAGUCCGGCGUCAGAGUGGACAAUUCGAAAACAAUGUUGGGAACCUUUAGUCCUCAAGCAGAGGUUUACACUUACGAAACCAAAGAAGAAAUUACUCCCACCAUCAUUUUUGCAAGGGGAUCUUAUUGUGUAAGAACCAAGUUUAUGGAUGAUGAUGGAAAGUGUUACUUGGACGUUACUUACUACUUCGACAUCGCAAAGAAUUGGCCAACGUCCUCUUGAAAUUUCUUGUAUAACUAUGUUACAUUCGUCCAUUAAUUUUAGCUGCCCUCUUUGUAUUUUGUAAUCCAAUUAAGAGAAAUGCAAUGCAUCUUUUCUAAGUUUAAUGAAGAAUAAGUGUACACAACUUUUAUCUAAUUACUUUUUUUUUUUGACAA